Molecule: messenger RNA, 5159 nt
Organism: Hippopotamus amphibius kiboko
Lineage: Eukaryota; Metazoa; Chordata; Mammalia; Artiodactyla; Hippopotamidae
Gene: ZNF496
Product: zinc finger protein 496
Exons: 11
Coding region: 664-2502 (612 amino acids)
Biological process (GO): regulation of transcription by RNA polymerase II
Molecular function (GO): RNA polymerase II cis-regulatory region sequence-specific DNA binding; DNA-binding transcription factor activity, RNA polymerase II-specific
Source: RefSeq, a predicted model, not a curated record
CGGGCGCCGAGGCCGGGGCGCGCGCGGAGCGGGGCGUGGCAGGGCGGGGCGCGCCGGCCGGGCCGGGCCGGGGGUAUCGGAUGUCACCCCCGGCUCACACCUCGGCCGGGGGGCGGAGGAGCGAACCACUGAGAUGCGGAGACCUCCUCGGUCCUAGAGCGGAGCAGGAAGUGUCCCAGGGGAGGGAGCCGGAGGGCUUCGGCCUUUCCUUUCCUCCGCGUCCGGCGGGCUCCGGAGGCGGUCAGGCCUGCGCGGCCCGCCAAGUGGGACGCGGCGCGGCGGCGCCUCCAUUUGCUCCCACUUCUUCCCUCCUGAGCGGAGCCGUGGUUUUGUGGAUGAGCAGGAGACGGGGUCUCGGCUAAGCCAGGGACGGAGCGGCCGCCGCAGAGGACCCGCCUCAGGAAGGACACCCGGGGCGACCGGACUGGAAGGAUGAGGAGCUGCUGCCGUGGACUUCCGCCGCAGGAGGGAUUCGAGUUAGACGCAGGGAACGAGUUCCAGGCUGUGAGCUCAUUUCAUAAAGGUCUCAAGGGCACGGAAGGUGACUUUGGCUCUGAAGCCUCAAGAUAGCGGCCUUCUCAGCUCGUCAAUUUCAGGUCCUUUCCAGGAGGACCUGGCCACCGAAGGGUCGUCUUCUGCUGCUGACCCCCAUCAAAUCCCAUCAUGCCCACAGCCCUGUGCCCCCGAGUCUUGGCUCCAAAGGAAAGUGAGGAGCCCAGGAAAAUGAGGAGCCCACCGGGAGAGAACCCUAGCCCCCAGGGUGAGCUUCCCAGCCCCGAGUCCUCCCGCCGUCUCUUCCGACGAUUCUGCUACCAGGAGGCGGCGGGCCCCCAGGAAGCCCUGCAUCGCCUCUGGGACCUGUGCCGGGGCUGGCUGCGGCCUGAAAGGCACACGAAGGAGCAAAUCCUGGAGCUGCUGGUGCUGGAGCAGUUCCUGGCCAUCCUGCCCCGGGAGAUCCAGGGCUGGGUGCGGGCCCAGGAGCCGGAGAGCGGCGAUCAGGCUGUGGCUGCUGUGGAGGCACUGGAACGAGAACCGGGGAGACCCUGGCAGUGGCUCAAGCACUGUGAAGACCCCGUGGUGAUUGACGAUGGGGACAGCCCUCCAGACCAGGAGCAGGAGCGGCUGCCAGCAGAACCCCAGAGUGACCUUGCAAAGAGCCAGGACGCCCAGCCCAUGGCCCUGACUCAGGGCCCCGGGCUUCCAAGCAGACUCUCGGGCCAGCUCAGCGGGGACCCAGAGCAAUUCAAUCAGAAUCUCAUGAGAGUGUCCUCUUCAUGGGUGCCAGGUCUGCCCAGAGGGAACUCUGCUGUGGUCCUGCAGGACACUUCCCUUCUUCAGGAAGCGAGUUUGAGGGACGCACAGCCGGUGACUACCCUCCAGCUGCCCCUGAACCGGGUUUCUCCUUUCAAGGAUAUGAUCUUCUGCUUCUCAGAAGAGGACUGGUCCCUGCUAGACCCUGCCCAGACUGGCUUCUACGGAGAGUUCAUCAUUGGGGAGGACUGCGGAGUCUCACUGCCUCCAAAUGACCCAGCUGCUCAGCUGGAUCUCUCCCAGGGAGAGGAGAACGAGCCACGUGUUCCAGAGUUGCAGGACCUCCAGGGGAAGGAUGUGUCCCAGGUCUCCUAUUUGGACUUUCCAAGUCUCCAGCCAUUCCAGGUAGAAGAAAGAAGAAAACGGGAUGAGCCGCAGGUGCCAGAGUUCCAGAUCUGCCAGCAGACAGUGCUCCCUCAAAGCACCUGCCCAGAUGGAGGUGAUGCACCAUUUCCUGACAACAGCCUGGAUGAGGAAGUGACCAUUGAGAUCGUUUUAUCCAGUUCUGGAGACGAGGACUCCCAGCUCGGCCCCUACUGCACAGAUGAGCUGCAGAGCCCCAUGGAGAAGCAGCACAGCCUCCCUACCUCCCACCGGAGCAGCAUUGAGUCAGGGGGUGAGGUGCAGACCUCCUCCAAAAAGUCCUAUGUGUGCCCGAACUGUGGCAAAAUCUUCCGCUGGAGGGUCAAUUUCAUCCGGCACCUGCGAAGUCGCAGGGAGCAGGAGAAGCCACAUGAGUGCUCAGUGUGCGGGGAGCUGUUCAGUGACAGCGAGGACCUAGACGGGCACCUGGAGACCCACGAGGUCCAGAAACCUUUCCGGUGUGGUGCCUGUGGGAAGAGCUUCCGCCUCAACUCCCACCUGCUCUCCCACAGGCGGAUACACUUGCAGCCGGACAGACUUGAGCUGGUGAAGAAAAGAGAGCAGGAGGCUUUGGGGACCAUGGACGGGGAUUCUGCUGCCCUGCUUGCAAAGGGCAAAGCCAAGCUGCGCUUCCAGUGCUGUGACUGCGGGAAGGUGUUCCAGCGCCCCGACCACCUGGCCCGGCACCGCAGUAACACUCACGUGGACAAGUCCCGGCCCUUUCAGUGUCGGUACUGCGUCAAAAGCUUCUCCCAGAACUCUGAUCUCCUCCGCCACCAGCGCCUGCACAUGAAGCGCCGGUCCAAGCAGGCUCUGAACUCCUACUGAGUCAAGGGCGCACACACUGCUGAGGACCGCUCCAGCCUGGGUAGAGCGCAUCCCACUCAUGCUUGGUAGUGACUGGUUCCAGACGCCUCCCCAGGACAGAGACCACAUCCUCCUGACCUUUACUCUCAGGUAGAAACGAGAUAGUGGCCAACUGAGCAUCUGUUCUGUCUCUGCUGUGCCAAAAGCUGGGAGGGCAUGUCACCACCAGCUUUGACUUGCCAAGUGUUUUUCGGGUCUAAGAGAACCCUGUCCAGUGCUUCCCAAACGGUGGAGGGACUGGGGUGCCCUCUACUGCAGUGACCCCUUGGGGGGUCUCUCCCUUACCAACUAACUUUCAGUACACUCCCAUCCCGUCGUGUCUGAACGCCCACCCAUCCUGAGGUCUGGAGGUAACUGUACUUCCUACCUAACAGUAAGAAGCUGCAGGUGGGAUGAUGGGUUAGGAGGAAGGCAGUAAGGUGGGAUGGGACUGGUGGGCAUAAGGGCAGCAGGGCCAAGCACAGCAGGCCAUGUCACAUCAGAAGUCUGAGUCCCGGUCACCAUCUGGUCCAUAAGAACACCUCAGGAUUAUCAGGUGGCCCUUGCAGGUUCAGAAGCCUUGGUGGAGGGCUUUAUAGCUUCUUGCCAAAGGGAAACCUUUCAUUUGUGAUGGAGGUUGGUUAUUAGGGAUUGUGAGUGCAUCUAAGGCAAAGCCCACAUUUUAAAUUGUAUGUUGGCACACACUCCCCAAAGUGUCCUUUCUUUGCACCCCUAAGGUCCUUGGUAUGUGGUUGUGGGGUAGAAGUGAAGUCAUCAUCGUUUGAAAGGCACUUAAGUUUCCCUUCCGGUUGUGUCUAGGAAAGGGGAGCUCAGCUCCGGUGAAUGAGAGGUUCUCUUAUCUGGUGUGAACUGAGCAGGGGAAACAACAGAACCUUUGGCGAAGCCAUUCUCUAUAUAUAUAUUAACGUAGUGUGCCAGUUGUAUCAGUUCAUUAGGGCUGCUGUAACAAAGUACCAAGAGCUGAGUGGCUUAGAACAACAGAAGUUCAUGGUUUCAGUUCUGGAGGCCAGAAGUCCAAGCUCAAGGUGUCAGCAGGGUUGGUUUCUUGUGACGGAAGGGUCUGUUCCAUGCCUCUCCUUUACCGUCAGUGGUUGCUGACAAUUGUUGAUGUUCUUUGUCUCGUCGAAGCAUCACCCCAUGUCUGCGUUCCCCUUUACAUGGUGUUCCUGUGUAUGUGUGUCUCCAAAUUUCCCGUUUUUUAUAAAGACACCAGUCAUACUGGACUAGGGCCUACCCUACCGAUUCCAGUAUGUUCCUGUCUUAAUUGUAUCUGCAAUGACCCUAUUUCCAAAUAAGGUCACAUUCUGAGGAACAGGGGUUAGAACUUCAACAUGAAUUUGGGGGGAUGGGGAGACACAAUUCAACCCAUAACACCAGAUAAUCCUGAGGUUUUGCUGUCAUUCCUGAUUCACAGGUGAGUCAAUACAAACUUGAGUUAGCCUGCUGUCGCUCCUAUUGGAAGCAGGAUUCAGAUCCAAGCUUUUGCACCCAGGGUAGGUGUCCUCUGCAUAUAGCCUUUAAAGUUCGUAGCCUGGGGCUCUGGACUGGGAGUGGCCACUCAGGCACUGAAAGCCAUGGUCUUGUUCCUGGCAGACUGUCCAGGCUGGCUUGGCCCAGUGAGGAGAGAGCAUGGAGGCUGUGGAGUGUCAGUGACCGAGUCAGAACGCCAGCCACCAGGCAUGCGUCUUGUAUUUCUAUGUCAGGUCCCAUUAGCAGGCAGUAAGGCUGGACGAAUGACUGCAAGGCCCUUUGCUCUUUGUUAGCCACUUCACUAUCACCUCGAGAGACACUGCUGGCACAAACUCAGUGAAAGAGUUACAGAGUUUUAUAAUUACGAUUACCGUGCCGUGUAGACUCAUCUACGUACCCAGGAACAGUAAAUGCAAUAAAAUAAUUUGGUCAUACCCUGAACAAGAAAGAAACUUUUGGGGUUCUUUGUUUUCCAAAUAGUUUGCCUCUUGGAUUGAUCUGCCAGGAAAAGGGGAAAAUAUGAAUCUUGAAAGCCAAGGGAGGGGAAAAUUCCAAGUAGAAUGCAGAUUCUGUGUACAUUUACCCCACUCACCUAUGCACUCUUGCCCAAGGAUUCCAUUAAGAGGGAAGGUUAUGAACCCACCCACUUCAGACAUUUGUCUAAAAGAGGAACACUGCCCUACCUAGUAUAUUUUAUCUGUAAAAUCAGAUCAUAAGAGAGACAAAAGGAAUGUAACAGAAUUGAAACCUUUGGGGACGCUGUGCAUCUGUUCAGUACCCACCAAAUAUUGUGAGGGAGUCCCCCAUUCACCGACGCAAACCUAACCAAGGUACCUAGCUAAUCAGAAGGUCACCUUCCCCCUGAAUUCAGAAACCCUUCUGGGUGGUGCAGCUCAAUUCCCAGGUUCUUCCCAUGCAAAAGAACCAGUGGGGUUACCUGCUGUGGAGAAAGCUCCUCCAGAAGAUAGGAGAACUGACCCACUUAGUCCCUUCCCACCCACCCUUCCUGGGUGGCUGGGCAGACAGGUGAGCUAUGUCUCUGCUGUGCCAUGGAUGUUCAGAGACCCCACAUCUGAAAAGCAUCUGUCCUCCCUGUUCCUCUGAUCCCUUGGCAUUGUUCCCAUCAAUUCACAGGUGCAUAAUAAAAA